UGGCCUCAGCCGCUGCUCUGUGAGUCCGCCGAGGUAGCAGGAACUCAGCUGCCACGGAGCCUGAAAAGACCCUCAGAAGACAGAAGGGCUACUUUCCCUUGCUGCGGAGCUUCUGGGGAGAGACUGUCUUCGCCUUGGUUCACAGGUUUAAAAUGGAACUCAGAAACUGUGCCCCUCACAUGCUGGUCAGGAAGAUUUGACUCACCCAAGAAGCAUCAAGAACCUUGGAGCUGCCGCUCCAGUACAGCGCCCCCUGGUGUUCAUGGCAGCACCUGCCUGGAUGGAGACCACCGUGGGGGCUGUGGGUGAGAAUACCACGGACACUUCCACCAGCUUCCUUUCUGCACUUGAUGCCCAUGGAGCCCAAACUGCUUUCUCUCCGUUCACUUUCAGCUAUGGUGACUAUGACACACCCUUGGAUGAUGAGGAGGAUGUGACCAAUUCUCAGACUUUCUUUGCUGCCAAGAUUGUCAUUGGCAUGGCUUUGGUGGGUAUCAUGCUGGUGUGUGGCAUCGGCAACUUCAUCUUCAUCAUUACCCUGGCCCGCUACAAAAAGCUUCGCAAUCUCACCAACCUGCUUAUUGCCAACCUGGCCAUCUCAGACUUCCUGGUGGCCAUUGUGUGCUGCCCCUUUGAGAUGGACUACUAUGUGGUACGCCAGCUCUCCUGGGAGCAUGGCCAUGUCCUGUGUGCCUCUGUCAACUACCUGCGUACUGUCUCCCUCUACGUCUCCACUAAUGCCCUCCUGGCCAUUGCCGUUGACAGGUACCUGGCCAUAGUGCACCCACUGAGACCGCGAAUGAAGUGUCAAACAGCCGCCGGCCUCAUCUUCCUGGUGUGGUCCGUGUCCAUCCUCAUCGCCAUUCCUGCCGCCUACUUCACCACGGAGACCGUGCUGGUCAUCGUGGAGAGCCAGGAGAAGAUCUUCUGCGGCCAGAUCUGGCCAGUGGACCAGCAGCUCUACUACAAGUCCUACUUCCUCUUCAUCUUCGGCCUCGAGUUUGUGGGCCCUGUGGUCGCCAUGACCCUGUGCUAUGCCAGGGUGUCCCGGGAGCUCUGGUUCAAGGCGGUGCCGGGCUUCCAGACAGAGCAGAUCCGCCGGAGGCUGCGCUGCCGCCGCAGGACCGUUCUGGGGCUUGUGUGCGUCCUCUCGGCCUAUGUCCUAUGCUGGGCGCCCUUCUACGGCUUCACUAUCGUGCGCGACUUCUUCCCCUCUGUGUUCGUGAAGGAGAAGCACUACCUCACCGCCUUCUAUGUAGUGGAGUGCAUCGCCAUGAGCAACAGCAUGAUCAACACGCUGUGCUUUGUGACGGUCAGGAACAACACCUGCAAGUACCUCAAGAGGAUCCUGUGGCUCCAGUGGAGGGCCUCUCCCAGCGGGAGCAAAGCCAGCGCUGACCUGGACCUCAGGACCACAGGGAUGCCUGCCACUGAGGAAGUGGACUGCAUCAGACUGAAAUAAGCAAUAUGGUACCACAGCGCCUCGAUGCUCACAGCACCGAAGAGCUUGAUUUUCUGCGAUGGCAGAGGAAAGAGACAACCACUUAGGCAUGCUAUUCAAGGAACACCAAAGUGUAGAAUUUCUGAAAUGGAUAGCUGAGACAUUGUCACCAGUGGUCAGCAUUCACUGAAUACCUAAGUUUCGCGAAGAGUAGACACCAGUGAAAAUCAUUUAUUUGACAGAUGAAGUGGGGAUUAUAGCAAGGAAAUGUGGUACCGAGUGUCUGGAAGAGAGAGUUUCCGAACAGAAGGCAGAGCAAGGUAUGCAGGACUCACCGGAGCCACACGUGGUCCCAGCUCACCUCUAGCAGUACUCUUGGGCUUUCCUUCAGUCCCAGCAUUAGCAAACCUGGAGCAAGAGUACAGAAGAGGUUCCCACUGGGAGGGACUCAAAUGCAUGUGUGGAUACGCCAGGACUCAUGGGCAAGUUCUGACCACCACCCCCGCCAACCUACGGCCACCUCUUAGGCCUAGAGCUCUGCAUUAGACAGUGGGGGGCUUCUCUGGAGAAUGGACGUGGGGAGAAACUGCAUGGACUCUGUGUGCCAUUUGGACAGGGAAUUUGGAGUUCUGAGUCAUAUGGAGAGGGGAAAUCUGGGCUCAUGAGAACAUGGUUCCCUUACUUCAUGGUCUACUCACCACAGGGGGAAAGAUGGUAAAGAGGAAGAGUCAGCUGGGACCUCCGAAAGCAUGUGUGCAGGUUAAAAGAUGCUGUGGUUCCAUCCCUCAGGCACUGUGGCCUGGACCACUUACACUUCCCCUAGCGUUCUCAUGCCUCUGUGCUUACGGAGCGUAGAAACCCUUGAAGGUAAACCUAGCACCUCACUUUCCCAUUCCUGCUUGCUCUCCAAUACGAGGUUUCAGCCCAAGCAGCCUAUUUGGUGAGGUUCCUUCACUGGUAUGAUUGGGAGAAAGAUUUCUUAGCCACUGGUGCCUGAACCUUGGUUUGGUCAUGAGUCUGCAGAUUCAGACUUGCUGCUCCUUUAAAAUGAAGGUGACCUGGGAAAAAGUCACCACACCUCUGCUCUUCACUGGGAAUGAAGACUUGCCUGUCAGUGGCAUGUCUGGACACUCAGGAAAGGGGUUGGCCCCACAGGGAGCUCUAGUGACCCCACAGACUUAUGAAAGUUUCACCCAUUUGGUAACUUGCCUCCUUAUUUUGGCAUUUACACUUCUGGCCUGAGAAGAUCUGAGGUCCAGCUUUGACUUUGUUGUCUACACAGAGACCUGAGAUGAGCCUUCUGAAGACAAAGGUAAUACUUAAGAAACUUUUUAGAAUUGUUGUGAGAUCAAUCAAAUAAUAUGUGGAAGACACGCCUUUAACAAUUUGAAUAGAAAAUAACAGCUGCCACCGCUGCCACACCACCACGACCACCGCCACCACAACAGUGAACUCAGCAACUGUGGGUGCCUGGACAAAGGAAAACUUGUAUAUAUGUAUCUUAUGUAUAGAUCCAUCAGCCUCAUCAACAUCUCCCCUCAAUGUUCUUCAUGUGAAUUAUUUUCUUAUGCUUCUCAUAGCACAUUGAUACAAACAAGACCACGCUCUUUCAAGGCGGAUUCAUAAAGGGAGUGGCACAUGGUCUCCAGACAGGAGUGGUAGAUUCCAGAUUAGAGCAUCCUUGUUGCCAAGUAGACUACCUUUGCACAUGUGCUCCCAGAAUCAGAUCAUCCUCACACACCAUCAUCGCACACGUGCUCCCCUCAGCAUGAACGAUGCCUCUCAGCCUGUCGUUGUUCUCAUGAGUAUGCAGAGCUGUAGAGUGGCCACGCCCUUUCCUCGGAUUUCAUUAAAGGGCAAGGCGUUAAGACUGGGUGACACCCGUGUGUGUUUUCUCUCCAAAUACAGGAAACUUUGUUUUUGACCAUAAAGUUCUUUUUAAUUGUCUAUUUUCCCAGAAAACACAUUUCAAAGACCCAUUUAUUUAUUCUCAUUCAGUACCCGACAGAUUUACCUUACUUUAAAUCAGAAUUCUUUCAGAGGAUAAAAAUUCAUUAAACUACAAAUCUAAAUUAAACACAGAGGGACAAAAACCCUAUUUUUAAUUUUAAACUUUAUUACAAAAAUAUUGCAAAGACUGAAAGAAAAGAAAACUAUAUACUAAGAUUAACCAGACCCAAAGACUCUUAUUUUUUUAAGAAUAAAACCACAUAUUACAUCAUAAAACGGCUAAGUUAAUUUGGGGAUUUAGAAAUGCUUAGAUGGUAUAAUUGACUGGGAUUGUGUUCACUGUUCCUACUACUAGGGCUAAACAAGAGUUGACUCUGUUAAAUUGUUUUAAUCCAUAACAUGUGAACUCUUCUGCCUUUCAGCCUAAAAUGUAUCAAAAUUUCACUUAUCUGACUGUCUGUAAUACUUCCGGAUCUUAGUGUUUGCUUGCGAUUUUUAUGGUGAACGGUUGUUAUCAAAUGGGAAAACAGAGCCGGGCGGUGGUGGCGCACGCCUUUAAUCCCAGCACUCGGGAGGCAGAGCCAGGCGGAUCUCUGUGAG
This is a messenger RNA of Peromyscus californicus insignis, 3991 nucleotides long. RefSeq names its product prokineticin receptor 1 (gene Prokr1). NCBI's taxonomy places the organism in Eukaryota, Metazoa, Chordata, Mammalia, Rodentia, Cricetidae. Gene Ontology annotation, cellular component: membrane. Gene Ontology annotation, biological process: neuropeptide signaling pathway. The record is from RefSeq and is a predicted model, not a curated record. Gene Ontology annotation, molecular function: neuropeptide Y receptor activity. Bases 263 to 1462 code for a protein of 399 amino acids. The transcript has 3 exons.